Ceratitis capitata (Mediterranean fruit fly) is the source of this 3880-nucleotide messenger RNA. RefSeq names its product serine-rich adhesin for platelets. The coding region runs from base 245 to 3727 and encodes 1160 amino acids. NCBI's taxonomy places the organism in Eukaryota, Metazoa, Arthropoda, Insecta, Diptera, Tephritidae. The record is from RefSeq and is a predicted model, not a curated record. The transcript has 10 exons.
UAUUUUACUAUUUACAGCUGUCAAAUUAUUUUCUAGUUAAGAACUAAUCGCCACUCAAUGUUGGAGUUAAGUUAACCAUUAAAUUGACAGAUGCGCCUUAACCGGCAUUGUGAAAACGAAUUGUAUGCUACUUUCCGAUAAAGUUAUGAUCAACUGAUUAACCGGAGAUGGUGAAAACGGCCGUACAGAUGCGUUCAACUAAUUUACAACUCUGCGUGAUGAGACUUCAAGUGAUUUGUCCAAAAUGUUUGAGGCUACUGUACUGUCUGCUGAACCAAUUUCCUCAAGCGUAGGCUCUCUACCAAUUGCACAAAAUAACUCGAUGAUAUCAGCACAGGCCUCGCCUCCUUUAAGUUCGGCAUCGAGCGAAAUCACUAAUGAACAAACACUCUUCCGCGAUACCUCCCAUGCUGCAGGAGUAACGGUUAAUCAAAAUUUUACUACUUCAAUUACGGCUGCUACAGCAUCUAUAUCCUCCUCUACUACAACUACAACGUCAGAUCCCCCUAACAAUAGCAGCGAUAAUGUGGUUGGAUCUGGAUCUGCUUCCCGAAAAACAAGUACUGCAUCUGAAUACACGUCAUUAUCUUCUGAUUACACCCCUGAUAAUACUAUUACGUCCUCUGCUUCGGCUUUUACAAUGGAAAAUCCAAAUUAUGCUAAUAACGAAGAUGAAAUAUGUAGUAAAAUUAUUGCACCUCCUCUCCAAUCUUCGACUGGUGUCAUGAAUACAGAGGCACGGGCUAAUUCACUGAAUGUUUUUCAGUUAGAAAAAUCCGAGAUUCUCAUUCAUACCGACGAAGAAUUAGAAUCAUUCCAUAAAUCCGAAGACAUAGAUCAAUGUCAAGAUAAUAUCGAAGAACAAGGAAAAGCACUCAGCCGUACUGCAGAUGUAAUGUCAUUUUCUGCACUGUCAGGGCGUAAAAUAUCGCGAUUUCUAGUAAACCCUGUCAUUUCAUCAGGUGGAGACGGUACUUUAGAAGUUACUACAAAUACACAAUUUGAUCAAAUACCUGUUACACCUGUAUUUACGGAAAUGAGAGAGAUUACUAGUGAAGUGAAAGCAAGGGCUACUGAAACUUUAAAAAAAAUACAAAAAGAAGGUGAAAUUUAUAUUCCAGAUUCAUGCGAUAAGGCAGUCGUAUCUGAAAACUUCACUACCACAGUAUUGAUAACUUCGGCACCAAUGCCUAUGGUAUCUUCCAAUAAUGUUGUAUCUAGUGCUAUGCCAACAUUGUCAGCUACUACCGUAAAUAAUGUAACCAGUAAUACUUUGGAGCAGUUGAAGAUCGAGCUAGAGAAUAUUACACAUGCUCAUGCUUUUGCCAAUUCCGUUGUAGCUUCACUUCAUAACACUACAGAUCAAAAUCAAAUACAACCGCAACCAUCGACUUCAACGUUCUCCCAGCAGCUGCAACAUCAAGAAGAGGUCAAUAAGCCAUCGCCAACAACAACCGCGCAAUCUCUUGGACAGAGUACACCUGCUGGUAUCAUAAAUUCUGCCCGUGGAUCCUCUGUUUAUAACUCCCGUCGUACAUCUCUAGAUAUCAGUGGUGGCUCCGAUUUUCAACAUCUAACAACGAAUGUGAUAGAAGGAGUGGAAUCCUUGUAUCAAGUUCCUAAUUCUCAAAUGCUCACCAACAGUGGUGGGGCUUCCUGCACGUCCGCCCACACUCCAAUUGAUCCCCAUUCUGAAGUUGGAGUAAUAAUGGGAAGUUCAUCAAUCGUAAGUGCCGGGGCUGGACUCGCAGAGUGUGCUACAGGACAUCGUCAACCUUGUGGUCUUACAAAAAGUUCUUUAGCUGAUCUGGAGAAAAAACUCGCUGCGUUGCGAAAUGUCGAUGUUGGAGACGAGACAAAGGUACCCUCUACUCUUCAGAGUGCAAUUUUAAAAGCUCCAGAUGACCAGCGUAGUGCAAGAAAAAUAUCCCGAUUCAGCGUGAGUAGAGUGCAGGAAAAAAGGAGCACCACAGGCAAUGGUAAUACGUUCGAUGUCCCUACGACGCCACCCAUUUGCACAGAUUCACAAAAAAUGCGAAUUGAUUUGCAAGCAAUUACAAAUCCAACUGUUGCUCCUAAAAGCAGCAUCGUUAAUACACCAACCGAAGUUAAUCUUAUUCCUGGCCAAUAUAUUGCUGUGACCAGUACUAUUGGUAGCGGAAUGAACAAUGAAAAUCCGAAGACGCAUCAUAUAUAUCCACAGACCUUACAUCAACCAACUUUUACACAGUUACAGCUUGUUCAACCUACACAGUCAUACACACAAUCACAGACUGCUAAUCAGGUAUUACAACAGCAACAAUUUUUGCAACAGUUACUAUUACAGAAGCGUGCAGCUACACCAGCAUUCCAGCCACAGCACCUUCUUCAAUCAAACUUCAGUUCAAUACAGCAGAACAUACUACAACGCCAUUUAAUUCAACAACAGAUGUCUUCAGUUGGCCAACAUGUACAACAGCAGGCUCCAUCACAGGUCCAUUUAGCUCAGAGACCACAGUUAUUACCCAAUCAAAAGAGCACUAUACAUAUUCCUGACGCGAGCUCACCAGGUCAAAAUCAGCAGUCCCAAAGUCAAUCACAAGUACCAAUCCAGCAACCAAAGAAUAAGCAAGUGCAAAUCCAACAUAAUAAUAAUCAACAACAAAUUCAUCAGCAAUCUCAACAACAGCAGCAAGUGCAGAACAGUCCAAAUCAGCAACCGUUUAUAAGCCAACCAUAUGCUCAAAAUCAGCAACUAAGUCAGAUGCAAAGUCAAACUCAAAGCCAAAAUCAGCAGCAUCAACAUUCUCAGCAUUCGAUUCAGCAAACUACACAGCCUCAUAUUGUAACCCAGCAAACGCAGCCUCCAUAUUCUGGUGGUGAAAUUUCAGAUCAUUCUGUAAUGAUGCCCGUCUCAAACGAGGAACCGGUUUCACUUGCUGCCACUCAUCCACAAUUAUUACCUACUGUAAUUCAAUCUGAUAUCAAACACAACCUAGAUUCAUUGGUGAAUCAACUGUGCAAUAUGCGAUUAAGAAGUAACCAACAUCAGCGGCUUUUAUUACUGCGGCAACGUCAGCUGAUUGAAGAGGACGAAUUACGGCUUAAACACUAUGUUGAAUAUGAAAAAUUUCAAAAAGCGUUGCGUCAAUCUGGAGAAACUCAACCCCAGGUGCUGUAUGUGCAACCGCCGCCUUCGCAGCAUGGGUUUCUAAAUUUGGGAGCAGAAAAUUCUCUGUCACAAGUUCGUGGCUCAAAACCUGCUACAAAUUUACAGUCAACAUUCGCAACUGGAAUCAACCAAACUCAGCCGGUUCAACAAGCGACUUUGCAACAAACUCACCCACAACAGUCAUUUCAAAUUGGUCAAUAUACAAAUCAAUCAACUGUAACUUCAGCAACCGGUAAUAUUACACAAGAACAACUUGCUCAGCGACAACAAUAUUUUCAAAAGUUUUUGUGUCAACUGUUGAGCAAUUGUGGAAAUAAUAUACAAAAUGUAUCAAACAUUCCGGAUAGUUCUUUGGCGUCACUGGUACAUGUUUUCUCUCAAUUAAACACACUUCAGGAAAAACCUCCGGAAAUGGUAAUAAAUAUUAAUCCAGGGGAAGAAAAAUUACCUUCGGUGCAAAACAUACUAUUCUUAAAUAAGAGACAAAACUGUGAUGUUACUCUCAGCUCUGGUUCAAGUACGACCGGCGUGAAAAUAAAUCAAGAUAAAUUCAAAACGAAAAAAGACGUUUUCUAGCAAUUGCAAUACGUUUUCAAAAACAAAGCAUUUUUUCAAAACAUCAACUCGGCAAAAGACGUUUUAGAUUGUAUUUUGAAUUUAUAUAUUUUGUAAAAAAAAUUGACAAAACUGUGUAUUUUAAUUUUGGAAUCGAUAAUAUAAUUGUAUACA